AUGCCAUUGAUGUUGGCUUAUAUGAGUUCAUCUGGAAAAAUAUACAAUUUCGGUUUUAAAAGACAUGAAUUUGGUUCCGAAUCAUUUUGGCAACUGGAUUUGAGUGGCAUUGAGGAUCGUGAGCAACCAUUAUUUCGUUCGAUGUCAGCGCUAAUACAAUAUUAUAAAUCACUUGUUAUCGAUCGUGGUGAUGGCAAAACAGAAAUAUUUCCAGUGGAUUAG
Molecule: messenger RNA, 222 nt
Organism: Brugia malayi
Lineage: Eukaryota; Metazoa; Nematoda; Chromadorea; Rhabditida; Onchocercidae
Exons: 2
Coding region: 1-222 (73 amino acids)
Source: RefSeq, a predicted model, not a curated record